AUGCGUCCAGUCGCUCUCCUCCUCUUGGCUGCCAGUGUCGUCAAUGGCUAUGCCGGUAUGGGUCGCAUCUUAGCCGACAUCAAGAGACACGAGGUUAUGCAAACGAGAUCCACCUCUUUGCUCGGGGAUCUUCUCAGCCUAGUCGAUGAUGCGUUGACAGCGGUGGGCGAAGAGAUCAAGGCCAUUCUUGAAGGCACGGUCUCGGCUAUCGCUGACUCCACAACUUACAAGGCGCCUGGCGACAAAGAUUCCGAUGCCUGCAAGAAGGACACCUGCUGCAUAUGGAGCUAUAUUGUUUCAGACAUGAAAUCUACCUUCACCGAUGGUAGUGGAUGCUCAGCAUUGGCUCGAGGGGCAAUCAGACUGGGCUUUCACGAUGCGGGUGCCUGGAAUUCGAGUCUAGACUCCGGCGGAGCAGAUGGCUCAAUUCUUCUCUCUGGCGAGCUCCCUCGGAAGGAGAACAACGGUCUCUCGCCGAUAGCAGAUCAGACAAACGCUUGGUUUAGCGAAUACAAGGGAUACGGAAUUAGUAUGGCAGAUUUGAUCCAGUUCGGGGCUUUGACGGCAACUGUUGUCUGUCCUGGCGGGCCACGUAUCAAGUCUCUUGUUGGGCGGAAGGACAGCUCAGCACUCCCACCAGAAGGCCUGCUGCCAUCCCCCUUCCAGGACGCACCGGCUCUCAUCGACCUAUUCGAGGCCAAGACUUUCACUGCUAGCGAUCUCGUCGCCCUGGUCGGCGCACACACUGUCAGUCAACAAUUCUUUGUCGACACAUCCAAGCCUGGUGCGCCCCAGGAUAGUACGGAUGGCGCUUGGGACGUCAAAUUCUAUUCCGAGACUGCAUCUUCAGAUACACCCGACGGUGUUGUCAAGUUCCCUAGCGACGUCUCGUUGUCACAUGACACAAGCACAUCCGGAACAUGGCAAGUCUUUGCAAGCAGUCAAGGAGCUUGGGCAGCUGCGUACGCUCCAGCUUACUUCCGCAUGAGUCUGCUUGGAGUGAAAAACCUCAACGACAUGACCGAUUGCACCAAAGUUCUCCCGCUUCCUCGGUAG
Molecule: messenger RNA, 1056 nt
Organism: Phaeoacremonium minimum UCRPA7
Lineage: Eukaryota; Fungi; Ascomycota; Sordariomycetes; Togniniales; Togniniaceae
Product: putative ligninase h2 precursor protein
Exons: 2
Coding region: 1-1056 (351 amino acids)
Biological process (GO): cellular response to oxidative stress; response to reactive oxygen species; hydrogen peroxide catabolic process
Molecular function (GO): heme binding; peroxidase activity
Source: RefSeq, a predicted model, not a curated record